UUGUCGGUCUGCCAGAGUAAGGUGCAUCACGCUGCACUCGUGGAAAGCGCAUUUUCCGUUGCAUUCGGCCCGGAGCUACAUUCGUUGCGUUCGCACGCUUUUGACGCGCUUUUUGCCCAACCUGCGUAUGUCUAGUGCUUUCCAAUACAUUGUUGUAGGCCAACAAUAGAUACAAGAUUAUGGAUUGUCGAGUUGUGUUCUUAUUUUGUCUGGUGGCGCUUCUGUUGGCUAUCGCUGAAUGCCGGACAAAAAAAGUGGUCAUUCACGUGCCGUACAAAGUGAAGAAGAUAAAGCAUACGCACACAGUAUACAAGACCAUUCAUCAUCACCACACGCACCACGAUCCGCAUCUUGACCACGCGCUGUCGCCCUCGGAGGAGCAUGAGCAUUUCCACCACAUGCACAUUCACGAGGAGCCGCCAGUGGGUCAACACAGCCAGCCUGUGCCUGGCAUUAGCAUUCCUGAGUUCUUGCCUGACGUCCCCUUGGACGUCCCGUUGGACCUCCCAGAUAUCCCUCGUGAGCUCCCAGUGCUACCGAACCGGCAUGUGAUUCCUCUCUACAGACGCACAUAGAUCGUAGAGAGAAUAUCAGUGAAGGUAGUCGAAACAAAAAAGCCAUAAAUGCGUUUGAAGUAAGUCCCAUGCUUAUAAAUAUUAUGAAAAGAUGAAGAACUUUGCAUAUUGUCGAUGAUGUUUAACAAGUGCUUUUGUUAAAUAGUACUUGUGCUUUUGUUGCGCCAAGAAUCCUAAAUUAUUAUAUUAUUUUACGAGCUUAGUCUCACAAAAUUGUACAAAUAUUAAUGAUUUACGACGUCUUCCAUUAAAAGAUUUGUUUUCUAUCAAUUUAAAUGCCAAAGACUCAAGACUGUUUGUUUUAUAACUUUAAUUUGCAACGUUACACAGUGAACAUGUACUGCGAUUUAAUUAAUUAAAUAAUUAGUGAAAUGCUUCACAUUAUUUUUAUUAUAUAGGUAGUCUUCCUGACAUCAAACUAUUUUAAUGUUCAUUUAUUUGUGUAAUGAUUGUUCACAUGCUGAUUGGUUGACAUAUAACAUUAUAAUAUUAUUUGUUGUACUGACUCAAUGGCAUUUAGUUUACUUUACUCAUUACCGAUUCUAUUUUUCAUCUUUUCAAUUUUAAGCCUGCUCUAUUUAUUAAUAUAUUAGCUUUAAUUUUGUUAAAUCAUACAAACAAUUAAUACCAAAUAAAUUAUGAAUACUAAUAUCUUAUCAAUUUAAACAGGUUGAUGAUUUGAUUGCUUUAAUAUUUGUUAUGUUUUAGAAUUCAUAACGUAGCAUUUAUUCUAUCUGUCUGUAGUCUGUAUUAAGUGUAACUAGUAACUAAUUGUUUUGUCGGAAGUUUUUAAUGUCUACAAAAAGUAUUUCUUGACAAAAACGUGUUACGAGAUGCCCCAAAGAUGCUAUUUUUUGUGAUUUGAGUUUACGUUACACUAAAAUGCUGUAAAGUUAUUUAUCUAACGCUUAUUAUUCUUAAUAACAUUGUAAUGUUAUGCAGCCAGCAUUGGAGCUUAGCAUAUUGAAUUAUAGCAUUGCUAAAUCAUAUAAAAUAAUUAAAUAACUUAUAAAGAGUUGUUUGCGAACAUUUGAAUUCGAACGAUUA
Molecule: messenger RNA, 1622 nt
Organism: Ostrinia nubilalis (European corn borer)
Lineage: Eukaryota; Metazoa; Arthropoda; Insecta; Lepidoptera; Crambidae
Product: histone-lysine N-methyltransferase, H3 lysine-79 specific-like
Exons: 4
Coding region: 180-575 (131 amino acids)
Source: RefSeq, a predicted model, not a curated record